AUUGUUUUCUUGAAAUCCAUUAAGUUGUUAUUUGAAUAACAAUGGGUAUUCCAAAGAGAACAAGAAAAAUCACCAACGAUGAUACAAGUUUGAGUGUUCGUAGACAUGAAGAAAAACGAGUUCGUAAACUCGUUCAUCCAUCAACAACGAGUGUUGGAUCGCUUCCAAGAGAUCUUUUAGUUGAUGUUCUUGGUCGGGUUGCAUCAUCUUCGUUCACUGAUCUUUUCAAUGCUAAACUCAGUUGUAAAGAUUUUCUUGAAUCAACAACAAAUGACUACAUCUCUCAACGUAUUUCGAUCGAGAAGUUUCCAAUAACAAAUUGGUUUACACGGAAUAAAAGGGUGCUUGCUUUCUUAUCUCAAUGCUUCAACAAAGGAAACCCUGAGUCUUUGUUCAGAAAAGGAAUGAUAGAUUAUUUCACGUCAGUUAACGUUGAAUCUGGACUAUUAUAUUUGAAAAGAGCAGUUGCGAAAGGACAUUUAGAGGCGACAUAUGUAUAUGGCAUGAUUCUUCUUUCAAGUGGAGAUCAACAAGGAUUAAAACUUCUGAAUUCCAUGAAUUGCUCAAGGUCAAGGCGUUGGAAUGUGCGAGGUUGUAGAGACAAAAUCGAUUCGAUAUUUAAACAAAUAUGGAUUAACAACCCGGUUACUCUAGCCAAAGUCAACACAAAAUGUCGAGAACGAAAUCAUGCCAUUCGUUUUGAAAGAAGGGGUUGGAGCUUAGAUGACCAUGAAGAAAUUGCAAGUUGUGAUGUGUGUUUAUGGUACCGUGAACUUGUUUAUUUUUGUAAAAGCAUGAAUGUUAUCGUUUGAAGAUUUAAGUGGCAUCAUGAAAACAAAAGUGUAAUUAAACUAAUCAUGUUAUUAGAUUAUAUGCAGUGUAAUUGAA
This is a messenger RNA of Helianthus annuus (common sunflower), 888 nucleotides long. Its product is annotated as putative F-box protein At1g67623. Bases 42 to 812 code for a protein of 256 amino acids. The transcript is spliced from 3 exons. The record is from RefSeq and is a predicted model, not a curated record. Lineage: Eukaryota; Viridiplantae; Streptophyta; Magnoliopsida; Asterales; Asteraceae.